CCUUUUUGUUUUCAAAACCACACGUUAAUUCCAUUGGCAUGACUCAAAAUGGCUUCCAAACAAGUCAUAUGCAAAAGGCUACCUUUGCUAAAUUCCACAUUCAACAACUCCGGUGCAGUUACAGGAAGUAAUCUACUUCCUAAAACAGCCGAUCACCCUUUCUUGCUGCUCAAGUCUACGGAGAUGACUCAGGCGACCACGAUCAGCCCCACUGGUGUUCAUCCUCGGGUUCCCACCAUGGGUCCGUGCCGUGCUCCCAACCCUGUCUGCCCGCCUCCACCCUGCGCCUGCCCACCUCCCAGCCCGACGGUCACCAUGGGCAAGAGGAUCAUCAAGGCACUGUGGUUCUUGUCUAAGCUAGGUCUCUUCGUCGGAGUUGUCAAGUUCACUGUUGACGAAGGGCUGUGGGGUGACAGCGAGGAAACGGAAGAGCUCGCCAAAAGGAUGGGCAUCAUCGGGGAAAAGGAAAAGGAGGACCAGAAAAAGGAGUCACAGCCAGCAUCCAGAGGCAUGUGGGACACUGCCGUGCUGAAAGCUGGAGAAGUUUUUGGACUGGAAGCUUAACUAAAUGAAACCAGCUGAGUUAUCUUCAAAUAAAUUUUCUCUAUUUUGGACUAUUCUAAAUCCUUGUACUUCUAAUAAAUUAAUGUGUGGUUCAUCAUUUGAA
This is a messenger RNA of Homalodisca vitripennis (glassy-winged sharpshooter), 667 nucleotides long. RefSeq lists its product as uncharacterized. Lineage: Eukaryota; Metazoa; Arthropoda; Insecta; Hemiptera; Cicadellidae. The transcript has 2 exons. The record is from RefSeq and is a predicted model, not a curated record. Bases 49 to 564 code for a protein of 171 amino acids.